GUUGCUGAAGUCGCUUGCUGAUGGCUGAUAACGGUCGAGUCGUGGUUGCUAUGGCCGAAGCAUCUCCAUGUCAACAAUAGAGGGGACAAACUUCUGUUGCCACACUGUAAAGGGCAUGAGAAGGUGAUGGCUGAAACCGCUGACAGCAAGAAAGAAGAGCCGGAUUAUAAAAGGCUUCACAGUUUCCCUCUGAUCCGGCACACAGACAUGCCCGAGGAGAUGAGAGUGGAGGCCAUGGAGCUGUGCGUAACAGCCUGCGAAAAGUUCACCACCAACAAUGAGAGUGCAGCGAAGAUGAUAAAAGAGUCCAUGGAUAAGAAGUUCGGGAGCUCGUGGCACGUGGUGAUCGGGGAGGGCUUUGGCUUUGAGAUCACGCACGAGGUGAAGAACCUCCUCUACAUGUUCUUCGGAGGCAGCCUGGCGGUCUGUGUGUGGAAGUGCUCUUAACACAGGGCCACGCUCACCCUCACCCUGUCACUCUACCCUCACCCUGUAACUCUACUGCGUGUGUGGGAGUGCUCUUAACACAGAGCCACCUUCACCCUGUCACUCUACCUUCACCCUGUCACUCUACUGCGUGUGUGGGAGUGCUCUUAACACAGGGCCACGCUCACCUUCACCCUGUCACUCUACCCUCACCCUGUCACUCUACUGCGUGUGUGGGAGUGCUCUUAACACAGGGCCACCCUCACCCUGUCACUCUACCCUCACCCUGUCACUCUACUGUGUGUGUGGGAGUGCUCUUAACACAGGGCCACUCCCGCGAGUCAUUCACCCUGUCACACUACUGUCACUCUACCUUUACUCUGUGUGUGUGCGUGCGUGCGUGCGUGUGUUUGUGUGUGUGUGUGUGUGUGUGUGUGUGUGUGUGUGUGUGUGUGUGUGUGUGUGCGUGCGUGCGCGUGCGCGCGCGCGCGCGCGUGUGUGUAGAUUUGGCAGGACCUGUUCAUCUCUCUGGGCAUCUGGGCCAUCUGUUACAGAAUGUUCCUCUUUCUCUCUCUAUUUAUUAUUCUUUUUUUAAUAAAUUGCCUCACUAUUCAUCUGCUGAUCUCAUCCUCGAGACAUCAUCCUGUUCUCACAAUCUGUCCUGUCUGGGGGUUUUCCUUUCCCAUACAUUUAGAAAAAAAAGAAUUUUAACUAUUAAAUGUUGUAAAUAUUUUAAUGCAAUUUUAAAGAAUAUGACUGACUUUUUAAAAACCAAUUGUCUACAAAAGUAUUAUUGUUAUUGUUAUUAUUAUUAUAGAUCAUGUACAUCCUAAAAGGGCUCAAUCAUUGAUAUCUUUAAGGAAGUUCCACUAACGGAACGGAGCUGUUCCGGAACCUCGCCGGGCCUGGCCAAUCAGGCUUUCUGGGUUACGGGAACUAUGCUAUGACAUCACAAACAUAGUGGGAGUUAGAGUGUAAAGGCUGAUUUUUUGCUUCGGUGUCCAAGUGUCUUGUAACAUGUCCGCAGACAAAAUAAUGAUGCAAAUUCGACACAUUUGACGUCAUCCUGACACUUGCACGUCAACGACAGAUGUUCUGUACCUGCAGAUUUUUGGCAACUUUUUGUUGUUUUUUGUUUACAUAGCUAGCUAGCAAAAUGGACUGCCAUGAGGAGCAGCUUGUUGCUAUAGUAAUAAAACUGUCUCUGAAGUAUAAAUGCAAAACAUUAUUCUGUCAGCAGACACUUGGUCGCAAGACACUUUGUUGCCAAAGCAUAAAUUAUCUUUUAAAAGACAGCAGUUUGCAAAUCACAGACCGUUUGUAAUCGAUGCAAAAAGUCCACGAUUCUUAUUGUGGAAAAUUCCAGAAAGAGCUUGUGCUAUCCAGAAGAGUAAGAGAAACCACUUGACUUCAUAAAUGGAUUACUUUAGUCUUACACGUUGUGUUCAUAAGGAGUAAACAGAUGGAUUUUGGCUUUUGGCACCGUUCAUGACCUACAAUCAAAAUACUUACUGUUUGAUUCCAUAAAAAAAAAACCCUGAGCGAGUAGCUGCCCUUCGGAUGUGUUGUGUAUGAAUCCUUGUGGCUGUGGUGCACUGUUUUGACCAACAGCAGGGCAGCAUUAACUGUGGUUUGUAUAUGUAAAGUUAAUGUUGUCAUCGAUGCCUGUAUCCAUCUCACCCCAACAUUGCUAAAGAGUUGUACUCGUACGCAGUGACUUGUAAACAUCCGCGAUUUGCCGUAGCCUGAUUGGUAGUACGAUGCCACCAUUUUACAGAAUAUGGGAACAUUCAUUUAUUUAUUUCUUUGGAAAGCUCACGCUCCCUCUCAUGGCAAGCGAUGGGUAGGUUACGAGGUCGUGGUUUCACGGUUUGGUCUCGUCCGGCUAAAAUGUGAGGCAGAGCCGUACUCAGGACUGCAGGACCGUUCCCAGCACUGAAUGGGGACGAAGAGGAGACCCAUUUUGUGGCGCCAUUUUGUUCUCGGUCACUGAACGGGUAGCGUAGCCAUCAAUAAUACAGGGUUAUCUCUCCACAUCACCUCCGCUUUAAACGCUAUCCUUUCCACCUGUUGUCCUCUCUGAACACACGUUCCACCAGUAAACCAGCUCAGUUGUUAACGUUCCAGUAUUGUAACAGUGCCAUUACUCUGGCAAUUGGGCAAGAUUGCCCUCGGUUUCCUGUUGGUGUCGUAGCAAGGAAAGACUGUCACUGUGUUGCGUUAAUUUUAUUAUAUUGACAUUGGGGCCUUUCAGUGUCGGCUCAAAUGAAGUGCCCCGCAGCAUCUUUUCAAUUUCUUAAAUUCUUUGUGGGGUGGUUGGCAAUGAUGAGGAAUAGAAAUACAGAAAAUUUUAGCUACAGAGGCUCCUUUGUUUUGGCAUUAGAGCCUUCCAAAGUUUCAGGGGAAAACACAACUUUUUAGUGGCCAUAGUUCUACAAGCAGACGGACAAAUCAAUUUAUAUUUGGUAUCUUGGGAGUACCUAGUGUGUAGAAUUCAAAUCUACUGUCAAAAAACAUUAAUCUAUUUUCUCAUUAAAGGUUUAGGGCCCUAAAGGUGAUAUUUUCUUCAACAGAAGCCUUUUUCGCGGGGGUCAUAUCUCAGAAAGUGGUGUACAGUUUUGAUAUCCCUUUUCGGGGGCGUAAAAAUAUGCGUAUAUUAACUUAAUUGCAUUUUUCAUGAACUUUACCAUUAUACCUAUUUGAAUUUUUAUAGGAGACAGGUCUCUCGUAAGACUUCCACAGACCAAUAAGAAAUUGUAUUUCAUGCUACUUGGCACUUUUUAAGUGAUGGCGCCCUGAAUUAGAAGGCUCUAGCACAAAAACGAAACAGUGUAUGAAGCUCAAAUUUUCUGGAUUUCUUUUCCUCAUCAUUGCCUACCACCACACAAAAAUUUAAGAAAUUGAAAAGAUGCCGCGGUGCUCUUCAUUUGAGUUGACACGGAAUGGCCCAUUGCCAUUUUCUGUUGUGUUGCCAUGAAUGAUCUCUGUAAUACUGUUUGAACUGAAUCGUUGUAUAAUAAAACCUGAAUUUAAUUACA
Molecule: messenger RNA, 3464 nt
Organism: Conger conger (European conger)
Lineage: Eukaryota; Metazoa; Chordata; Actinopteri; Anguilliformes; Congridae
Gene: dnal4a
Product: dynein, axonemal, light chain 4a
Exons: 4
Coding region: 127-447 (106 amino acids)
Biological process (GO): microtubule-based process
Cellular component (GO): dynein complex
Molecular function (GO): dynein intermediate chain binding; dynein light intermediate chain binding
Source: RefSeq, a predicted model, not a curated record